UUGUCAGCAGGUGGCGGUGUGCAGAGGAAGUCGAGGACGUGACGUAGAAGAAGAAGAAGAGUGACUUCCGCCUCCGGGACACACAUGGGCAGACGCUGUCUCUGCUUCAGUCACGAGGCGACAUGACGAGGUGGGCGCGAGCCAACAACGUCCAUAAACACAAGCCGGCAGAGGCCACGCCAUGGAGCCGGCUGAGAGGAGGAGCAGGAGGAGGAAGAGGAGGAGCAGGAGGAGGAGGAGGAGGUCACUCAGGUCCUGGUCGAGGUCCUCAGAGGGAACACCUGAGGGGGACUCAGCCCGGCGGAUCAGCUGUGAAAAAACCGAACCGUAAGAAGAAGGAGUACGUGGACGAGGACGUGAACGGCUUCCUGGAGUUUCUGCAGAAGAGUGGCCAGGCGCCUCCUAAAGGAGGAGGAGGAGGAGGGAGGGUGGAGGAAGAGCGGGAGCUGAGGGAGGAGGUGGAGACAGCUCUGAAAAAAGACAGAAGAAGAGAGGACCGCAGGAUGAAGAGGCAGAACGACAAGAAGAACAACAUGCUGUGUUUUAACUGCAGGAAGCCGGGUCACGGCCUGGCCGACUGUCCGGAGGCGGACCGUGACGAGGAGAUGGGUCGAGGCAUCUGUUACCGCUGCGGCUCCACCGAGCACGAGAUCCAGAGGUGCCGGGCCAAAGUGGACCCGGCUCUGGGUGAUUUCCCGUUUGCCAAGUGCUUCAUCUGCGGUCAGACCGGACACCUGUCCCGCUCCUGUCCCGACAAUCCCAAAGGACUGUACGCACAAGGAGGUUGUUGUCGUGUUUGUGGUUCAGUGGAACAUUUUCAGAAAGACUGUCCGGAUCACCAGGCGGCAACGAGCUCCGUGACCGUCGCCUGGCUCUCCAACAACAUGAGUGCAGACCAUGAAGAAGUCCAUGUCCCGGUGAAGAAAGCCAAACCCAAACAGACUAAAGUGGUGACGUUCUGAUCUGCUGACUCAUCAUCGUGGACUCUUUGGACACGUUCUGGUUCUCUUUGUGAAUAUUUGAUAAAAAUCAUUUUAUUAAAGUUUGUUUACAGUC
Messenger RNA from Larimichthys crocea (large yellow croaker), 1056 nucleotides. It is a transcript of the gene zcchc9, whose product is annotated as zinc finger, CCHC domain containing 9. The record is from RefSeq and is a predicted model, not a curated record. Gene Ontology annotation, cellular component: nucleolus. Bases 123 to 962 code for a protein of 279 amino acids. Gene Ontology annotation, molecular function: zinc ion binding; nucleic acid binding. Lineage: Eukaryota; Metazoa; Chordata; Actinopteri; Sciaenidae. The transcript is spliced from 6 exons.